Aspergillus tubingensis is the source of this 375-nucleotide messenger RNA. RefSeq lists its product as uncharacterized. Bases 1 to 375 code for a protein of 124 amino acids. The record is from RefSeq and is a predicted model, not a curated record. The transcript has a single exon. Lineage: Eukaryota; Fungi; Ascomycota; Eurotiomycetes; Eurotiales; Aspergillaceae.
AUGAACCCCCCAAACCUCCUCCCCCACAACCACCAUACUCAUCAUCAUCAUCAUCACCACCACCAACCCCCAACCCUAACAACCUACCUAACCCACCUCCCCUUCCUCCCCCUCCACGACCGCAUCACCUCCCUCCACCAUCUAUCCCAAUCCCUCACUCCCCAAAUAACCCCAACGGGCACACGCCUCAUCACCCACCCAUCCUUCACCGGCCCCGCACCCCUCGACCACCUCGGCACCAUCUACAUCACGACCGGUCGCGACUGCGUGGCCAACAACGCCGACCUGACCACACGCAUCCUGCACGCCGACGUCGGCGCGCUUCUCGAAUCCAUCUACGAAAAGAGCAGAGAGUUGCUGGAUGCCGGGAUCUAG